This is a messenger RNA of Vigna angularis (adzuki bean), 675 nucleotides long. RefSeq names its product autophagy-related protein 8f. Lineage: Eukaryota; Viridiplantae; Streptophyta; Magnoliopsida; Fabales; Fabaceae. The record is from RefSeq and is a predicted model, not a curated record. The transcript is spliced from 6 exons. Gene Ontology annotation, biological process: cellular response to nitrogen starvation. The coding region runs from base 133 to 525 and encodes 130 amino acids.
AAUAACUAUAAAUAGUUAAAGUCAUCGUUUUGUUUAUUGCUAUCUUGAAGUAAUCCACUCACGGGUUUCUUGGACUUGUGAUCAACUACGUUACUUCUCUGGUGGUUUUCAUCAUCUUCAAUUUCAUCAGGAAUGGCAAGGAGCUACUUCAAACAAGAGCAUGAUCUUGUUUUCUUUCCAGAGAAGAGAAGAGCAGAGGCUGCUAGAAUUAGAGAAAAAUACCCAGACAGGAUCCCGGUUAUUGUGGAGAAGGCAGAAAGAAGUGACAUCCCAAGUAUUGACAAGAAAAAGUACCUUGUCCCUGCUGACUUGACUGUUGGACAGUUUGUCUACGUGAUCCGCAAAAGGAUCAAGCUAAGUGCAGAAAAGGCAAUCUUUAUAUUUGUGGACAACGUCCUUCCUCCUACAGGAGCAAUUAUGUCUGCCAUAUAUGAUGAGAAGAAGGACGAGGAUGGGUUUCUCUAUGUUACAUACAGUGGCGAGAAUACCUUUGGGGAUUUCAUUUCCAUUCAGGAGCCCUUAUAAAUUAACUGCUUAUGAUUUGGUCUCUCUGGUCUGUCAGAUAAAUUCGUUAUAGUACUUCUGUCAAGAAUCUUAUUCUCAAUGUUUUGUACAGUUGUAUAUAAAUUCCGUGAACUUGAUUAAUAUUAAAAGUUCUCCCAUUCAGUCUUUCAA